Molecule: messenger RNA, 3994 nt
Organism: Pecten maximus
Lineage: Eukaryota; Metazoa; Mollusca; Bivalvia; Pectinida; Pectinidae
Product: atlastin-2-like
Exons: 12
Coding region: 26-1663 (545 amino acids)
Biological process (GO): protein homooligomerization; endoplasmic reticulum organization
Molecular function (GO): GTP binding; GTPase activity
Source: RefSeq, a predicted model, not a curated record
CGUUCGAGAGUAAACGUAACAUUUCAUGGCGGAUUUCGCCAAGACUGAGCGACAACCAAGACAGAUGGAAACAGAACAUACAGUUCCAGUGUCAGCAUCUGGCACACCGCUACAUGGCCAUCCCAUCCAGAUUGUGAUCACAGGGGAGGACCACCAGUUUGAACUAGAUGAGUCCAAGCUGGAGGAGAUCCUGUUGAACCCCCUCAUACAGGAUAAGAAGGUGGUUGUGAUCUCUGUGGCCGGGGCAUUCAGGAAGGGCAAGUCAUUCCUCCUCAAUUUCUUCCUCAGAUACAUGAAUACAAAGGGUCACCCAGACUGGUUAGGUGGAGAAGAUGCACCCUUAACAGGAUUCUCAUGGAGGGGCGGCUCAGAAAGGGAAACGACUGGCAUCCUCAUGUGGAAUGAACCAUUCAUAUGUAAAAUAAGAUCAGGAGAAGAGGUGGCAGUGCUUUUGAUGGAUACACAGGGUGCGUUUGACAGUGAGUCAACAGUGAGAGAUUGUGCCACAGUGUUUGCACUGAGUACUAUGCUCAGCUCUGUCCAGGUGUUCAACUUAACACAGAAUAUCCAGGAAGAUGACCUACAGCACUUACAGUUAUUUACAGAGUAUGGAAGAUUAGCCCUUGAAGCAAAUGAUAAUGUCUCCAAACCGUUCCAGUGUUUAGAAUUUCUGGUGCGAGACUGGAGCUUCCCAUAUGAAGCACCUUAUGGAGCAGCAGGGGGACGUAAGAUCUUGGAGCGUCGCCUCCAGGUAUCUGACCGACAGCAUCCAGAGCUUCAGCAGCUGCGGCUCCAUAUUAAAUCCUGCUUUACGAGCAUAGGCAGCUUUCUCAUGCCGCACCCUGGACUUGGGGUCGCUACCAAUCCCAAUUUUGAUGGCAAAAUCAAAGAUAUAGAAAAGGAUUUUAAGGAACAGUUGCAAAUUUUAGUACCAUUACUUCUUGAUGAUAGCAACCUGGUUGUCAAGGAGAUCAACGGAUGUCAAAUCACAUGUCGAGAACUAGUUGAAUAUUUCAAGGCAUAUAUCAAGAUUUACCAGGGAGAGGAGCUACCGGAACCCAAGUCCAUGUUACAGGCUACAGCAGAAGCAAACAACUUAGCAGCAGUGUCCAGUGCCAAGAGCCUCUAUCAAAAGGAAAUGGAAAAUAUUUGUGGUGGAGAUAAGCCAUUCCUUCAUCCUGACGUCCUAGAGAGAGACCACCAACGCUGCCUUGAGAAAGCCCUGUCAACAUUCACAUCCACACGGAAAAUGGGAGGGCCUGAGUUCAGCAAGCCCUAUGGUGAUCAGUUGGAGAAAGAAUUGUUAGAAAUGUAUGACAAUUACAAAAAACAUAACGAUGGUAAAAACAUCUUCAGUUCCGCCCGUACCCCUGCUGUACUGUUCACAGUCAUGGCUAUUGCGUAUGUGUUUUCUGGAGUGUUUGCUCUGAUUGGCCUGGACUACUUUGCCAACCUAAUGAACUUAGUGCUAUUCAUGUUCCUCAUGUUAUUGUGUACCUGGAUGUACGUGAGGUACAGUGGUGAACAGAGGAUGCUGGGAGAACAUAUAGACUAUAUCGCUGAGGUGAUCUGGGACAAGGCUCUUGCACAAGUCUACACAAAAGUUUUGGAGCAGGGAGUGAAACAAGUAGCAAGACAGAAUUCCCGACCAAAACAAGAUUAACAGUGUCCAACUUGUGUUCAUUUCAGCAGUACUUUGACAUAGAGCUGGAAAAUGCUCUCUGUUACAUUUCCAGAAACAUUUGUAAUCGGAGAAUAGUGAUGAUAGCCAUAACGGUGCAAAUAUACAGGUCAGAGGCCUGCUACAAAAACUGAGAUAAAAAAUAGGGUUAAUUUAUUUAUAUUAAAUAAUAAAUAUACUACAACAUAGAACAGAGGCUGUCCUUGAAUGAAAAAGUUGCAGUCCUCUGAAUUCUAAAUUGGAAGUAGUGUGAACAAAUUGUGAAUUUGUUUUUGGUCCUUCCACUCCAUAAAGGAUAUUUAAAAAGUAUUUGAUAUUGUGUUUUGUAUAAAUAUGAUAGCAAAAGUAUUUAACUGAUAAGAAUAUGUAAACGACCUUCAGUAAACAUACUUGUUAGAGUGGUUAUUUUAAUGUAGUGGUAAUUUUUUUUACAUUUUUACAAAGUAUGUCUUCUCAAGGAAAAAAUGGAGUGUACAUGUAUUAAUAUGCUGUAUAUCUACUAAAAUUCAUGUGUGCUAAUACAGUAUUUGUUAAUUAAUUUUGAAGAAAUACUCUAUGUAUUAGAAAUUAAGAAUUCAACAGAUUUUCUCAUUGUUAUUGGAUGUUUUCAGAAAUUAACAAUUUCUGUUAAGUGUAAUAAUGAUUUCUAGGAUUUCAUCUUGCAAGUUUUUCACGAUUACAAAUGUAGGUGCAAUAUAGGGAUAGCAAACUUCCAUGAGAUGGCAGUUUUACUCUGGUUGUCAGAAAAGAUGAUGGUUUCAGACCUAAAUAGUGUAUAUCUGUUGUCAAAGUGAAGGAUUUUUAUGGCGACCUAAUGGUUAUUAGUUCUGUAUAAUCAUUAGUUGACAGUACAAGGGAAAUAACUCAACACUGAAUGACCUCAUUUUGUUAUGCUCAAAUCUUGGAGCAUCCAGAACAUAUGUAGAUAGUUGAUGUACAUGUAAGACCUUUAUUCAUAUGCAAGUGCUAAGUGAUAUUGAGAUAUCACUUUAUAUUAAUUGUAUUGAUUUAUGGUGUUUUCUUUUUGAAGAUUUAGAAUUUUCAACUAUUACCAUUCCAAGACUGAAUGUCUGAUAAACCAGUGUUCUGAAUGUUUGUGUUACUUUUACUUACCAAAUUUUCAACCACCUUUAUCUGACCUGAUUUUGAAGAUUUUUUUGUGUUAAGUUUGUAACCAUUUUAUGAAUUUUAAAAAGAAAACAUUUUUUCAAUCGCAAUAUCUUAUCACAAUAUCAACCCUAUGAUAUUAUUCCAUUUACAUAAUGGUAAGUUUAAGUUAGAUUUUCAAUUUAGUAAUGUUUAUGUCAUCAACAUAUAUACAUGUAGACAAAAAGGCCCUGCAGAUCCUGUUACUGUUACAAAUGAAGCAUGAGGAAUGUACAAGGUCCAUGUGACAUUUUCUUGAUAUUGUGAGAUGGCAUGUAUUUAGAGUUUCUUUAUAAAAUGAGCAACUUUUUUUUCAAUAUUUUUCUUUCUUUCUAAUUUUAACAGUCAAAUGUCCAAAGUAACCCAGUUUAUUUACUACCAAUAUUUAUAAUGUAGAAAUCUGGUUUAAUAUUCACAACUGUAGUUAUUUUUAUACCACUCUUAUAGAAUAUUACUUCAUACCAUGACCGAUAUCCUUUGCUUAGCUUAAAUUUAUCACUUUUUGUGAAUGAAACUUUGUCUCUUUAGAUUAUUAAAUUUUCAAAUUUUAUUUAAGUACCGAAAAGAGAUAUUUUAUAAGUACACAUAUAACUAAGUGUAUAGCCGUAUAGUUAGAAAAAAGCCAGUUUUAACAGUAUUAUUCAAACAAAAGGCAUGUUACGUUUUAUUGUUAUACCAUAUUAAAAUUAAAAAAAUCAUCCUGUGUAUGUUUGAGAUAUAACAAAGCACAGAGUUUAAUAUGAUUAGAUUUAUUUGUAAUUUUGUUAAAAUGAUUCAAAGUACAAUUGUAAUUCAUAAAAUUAGUUUUAAUAGCUUAUAAUUUGGAAUAAAUUUCAUUCUGUCAAUGAUAUCAGUUUUAAUGCCAGACAAAAUUGUUAUUUAUAAGUUUAUAAUUAGGAAAUUCAUUAUAUGAGCUACAGCUCGAUGUUUGUGAGUAAAGAUGCAUUGUCAUCAGCAAUGUUUAAAACAAGAUGAUUGUUUUUUGCACCAUUGUGUAACAUUGUACCUAUUUACUCUUCUAUGCUACCAUAUUCACUCAAGACACAUUUAAACAGAUAGAGGCAUCAGGACAAAACUCAGAUAUUUUUAGGUCACCUGAGACAAAGUCUCAAGUGACCUAUUCUAAUCCCCUUUUGUCCGUCGUCGUGCGUCGUGCGUCGUGCGUCG